AUUUGUUACACAUGAUAACAAAUUUUAUUUUAAAAGAAUAUGAAACUAUAAAGUAAAAAAUCACUAUAAGGUAAAAAAUGAUAUGAAAUCAUUGAAAUAGAGACUUAAUGGAGAGGAAGAAAUCAUGAGAUUUCUCCUAUAAUUAAUGAUUCGAUACGAUUUUUUGAGUUUUGUUUUGAAUUUUAAAACUCGCCGUUAUGCACGUGUAUCCCUUAUUAAGAGCUGGAUUUACGAGGCGAUGCUGUCUGAUUCAUAUUUUGAGAAAUCUGUCUUCUUCUGGUAAAAAUCAAGUGCAGUCUGAACCAGCUGAAUACCGUCGGGAAUACAUAAAGAUAAAACCACCACAAGCACCUCAUCCAGUGAAACUAAAGCCUCUAUAUUUAGAUGUCCAAGCCACAACUCCUAUUGAUCCAAGAGUUUUGGAUGCAAUGCUACCAUAUUUUGUUGAAAGUUAUGGAAAUCCUCAUUCUAGGACUCAUUCUUAUGGAUGGGAAAGUGAAGCAGCUGUUGAGAAAGCACGAAAAGUUAGUGGUCUUAUAUGA
This is a messenger RNA of Stegodyphus dumicola, 542 nucleotides long. It is a transcript of the gene Nfs1, whose product is annotated as Nfs1 cysteine desulfurase. NCBI's taxonomy places the organism in Eukaryota, Metazoa, Arthropoda, Arachnida, Araneae, Eresidae. Gene Ontology annotation, molecular function: cysteine desulfurase activity; pyridoxal phosphate binding. Gene Ontology annotation, cellular component: mitochondrion; cytosol; nucleus. The record is from RefSeq and is a predicted model, not a curated record. Gene Ontology annotation, biological process: [2Fe-2S] cluster assembly.